GAAGAGCUCGCUGUUCCCACUGCUCCACAGGUUUCGUUGGCUCGUCAGUAUUACGCUGAUGAGUGCGAAUCUGCGAUUAACGAGCAGAUUAAUGUGGAAUACAAUGCUUCCUAUGUGUACCACUCCUUGUUUGCAUACUUUGACAGGGACAACGUAGCUCUCAAGGGAUUUGCCAAGUUCUUCAAGGAAUCAAGUGAAGAAGAAAGAGAGCAUGCUGAAAAGCUUAUGAAAUAUCAGAACACUCGUGGUGGAAGAGUUGUUCUUCACUCCAUCAAGAAUGUACCCUCAGAAUUUGAGCAUGAGGAAAAGGGGGAUGCAUUACAUGCAAUGGAAUUAGCUUUGUCUUUGGAGAAGUUGGUGAAUGAGAAACUUCGGAGUGUGCACAGUGUGGCAGAUCGCAACAAUGACCAUCAAUUGGCAGACUUCAUAGAAAGCGAGUUUCUGUCUGAACAGGUUGAAGCAAUUAAGAAGAUAUCAGAGUAUGUGGCUCAACUGAGGAGGGUCGGAAAGGGUCACGGUACGUGGCACUUUGAUCAAAGUCUGCUUCAUGAUGGACAUGCUGCUUGAAUAGUCUUUAUAGUUCUCGUUUACAUUUACUCUUCAAUUGCCUUCUGAGUUGUUUUCUAAUUUGGAAGUAGAAUUUAAAUGUUUUUCCUUUGUAUUGAGGUGUAAGAACUUGUAGUCUGAUAUGUAAGAACUUGUAGUCUGAUAUGUAAGAACUUGUAGUGUUGUAGUACUGUGGCAGCAAGUAUGUAAAAGACUACAUGUUAUGCAAUAUCAUUUGAUAUCUCUUUCUCCUUUUCAA
Vigna umbellata (rice bean) is the source of this 805-nucleotide messenger RNA. RefSeq names its product ferritin, chloroplastic. Lineage: Eukaryota; Viridiplantae; Streptophyta; Magnoliopsida; Fabales; Fabaceae. Gene Ontology annotation, biological process: iron ion transport; intracellular iron ion homeostasis. The record is from RefSeq and is a predicted model, not a curated record. Gene Ontology annotation, molecular function: ferrous iron binding; ferric iron binding. Gene Ontology annotation, cellular component: cytoplasm.